Molecule: messenger RNA, 6144 nt
Organism: Mirounga angustirostris (Northern elephant seal)
Lineage: Eukaryota; Metazoa; Chordata; Mammalia; Carnivora; Phocidae
Gene: CABP4
Product: calcium binding protein 4
Exons: 6
Coding region: 936-1772 (278 amino acids)
Biological process (GO): visual perception; regulation of voltage-gated calcium channel activity
Cellular component (GO): cytoplasm
Molecular function (GO): calcium channel regulator activity; calcium ion binding
Source: RefSeq, a predicted model, not a curated record
CUUACCUGUGCGGUGCGGGCUGCUGGUGGAAAGAGUAGGGCGUGCCUGCCUGCACAGUGGUCCCGCCAUCCGUGGGGCCCCACGCCGGCGGGGCCUGCUGCACGGUGCCCAGCGGCGCUAAGGCGGCGGGCCUGAAACCCAAGCUGAGAAGACAUCAAUCAUUCAUGGGGCUGCUCGCUGGGAAACCCUAACCCCGGCUUAGCAGAGCCGAGUGACCAGCCAGGCCACCCCAUCCCUGACAGAGCCAGAUGGCUAAAACUUUCUCACCCUGGCCCUGCUGCCUCCGGGCAGGCUCUGGGUCCCCCCCCAGCCCAUGGUCCACCUCCUCUGAUAUCUCCCCCAUGUCCCUCACUCUGGCAUCAAGGCCUCUGCGAUCUGGCCUCGCUUCCUCAAUUUCACACACCCUCCACUCCGGCCACGAUGUACCCCCCUGAGGGGCUGCAGUGGGCAACUCGUCCUAUCCUUUCCCACCUCCCAGCUUUUGCCCACACUCUGCCUCCUGACAUGACUUCCCUUGUCCUCUCUUAGCUAAGUCCGCCCACGUCAUGCAACUGGAGUUGGGGACUGGAGUCGAGAACAAAGAGUUCCCGACUCUUCAGCAAUAUGGUCCCCGUUUUAUAGAUAAGGCGACUGAGAGGUGAAAUUGCUGGGCCUCCCAGCUCAUGAGUGGCAGAGCCAGAGUCCGAUGCUCCUUGUGACCCCGUGUCCUGGCACCGCUGUGGCUGAGGACAGUUCUCUUCACGCAUCUGGCUCUGCCCCCAGGCAGACGGCUGGGAUUAGGGCCUGGGCUGCCUGCCUCACUUACCCUAAUCCCCCUCAAGUCUCAUCCCAGGCCAUCAGCUCUCACCGUAGGGGUGCAUAAGCAGCUUUAUGGUUCCUGAGAACCAAGGGUGCUCCCUGGAACUGCAUCUCUGAGCCCCGUUGUCCCUCCCCACAUGGCCACAGACCAGGCGAGGGGGCAGCAUGGCCCAGACCAGGCCCCUGGCCCUCAGAAGCCUCCUGUGGGGGUCGGGCCUUCCAGGAGUGGUGCUGAGGGCCUCCCCUUGACCAGGAAGAGGAGCAAGAAGGAGAGGGGGCUCCGAGGGUCACGGAAGGGUGCUGGCGGUUCUCAGGAACAGACCUCCAUCCCAGGCCCCGAGGCCCCAGGGAGCAGCAAGAACCCCUCUGGGACUGGAGAAGGACAGGGGGAGACAGGUCCUGCAGCCUCUGAGCCAGCCUCCCGUCGCCAGUCCCACCGGCAUCGCCCCAUCCCCCAGCACGAUGCUGCUCAGAAGACCUACGGGCCCCUACUCAAUCGCAUCUUCGGGAAGGACCGCGAGCUGGGCCCUGAGGAGCUGGAUGAGCUGCAGGCCGCCUUCCAGGAGUUUGACACUGACUGUGAUGGAUACAUCGGCUACCGGGACCUGGGCGCCUGCAUGCGGACUCUGGGCUACAUGCCCACCGAGAUGGAGCUCAUCGAGGUUUCCCAGCACGUCAAGAUGCGGAUGGGUGGCCGCGUGGACUUCGAGGAGUUUGUGGAAUUGAUGAGCCCAAAGCUGAGGGAGGAGACGGCGCACAUGUUGGGGGUGCGGGAGCUGCGCAUCGCCUUCCGAGAGUUUGACAGGGACAGAGAUGGACGGAUCACAGUGGCAGAGCUGCGACAGGCAGCCCCGGCUCUGCUGGGGGAGCCACUGGUGGGUCCUGAGCUGGACGAGAUGCUCCGAGACGUGGACCUCAAUGGGGAUGGCACCGUAGACUUUGAUGAGUUUGUGAUGAUGCUUCUCACCCACUGAGGUUCCAGAAGGGAGAAUGUGUUGCCCCUCUGGCCCCAGGACAGCAGGGUUCAUGCUGUACACCCUCCCCACGAAGCCCCCGAAUGGAAGAGACCCAGCAGCUCCCAGGCUUCUUCAGAACCUUGACAACAUCUGGCUGGAGAGUUGCCUUGUGAUGUCACCCACCCACCUAUAUCCUCACCUUCCUCCCACCUGAGCUGCCUGGAGGAAACCUGCAUCCAGUGGCCUAACAUUCUCCAGUAUGAGCAAGAUUUGGAUCUCUCCAGACCCUUGGGAGGUAGCAAGCUCCCUGGCGCUAUAGCAUUCAAAGACAGGGGGACAGAGUUGGGGGGAUUCUGGUAACAUGGCGAAUGGGGAGGGUGGCUGGGUGCCUCCCACUACUUGUGUAAAAAUGUUAAAAAGAAAAAAAAAGCUUAACUUGAAAGAAGGCCAGGGAUAACCCCCGGUACUAAAGACAAAGCAAGAACUCGGAGCUGGGUGGGGGGAGAGAGGGGACACCAUGGGGGCCUCAGCCAUGGAGAGGUUCGGGAGCCUGGGCUCUGACACUUAUGAGUGACAGAAGACCUGUGAGAGGCUGAGGAACAGAACAUGAGCCCGAGUACCUUCCAGGGUCUCAAAGGGCUACCCUGGUCUUGAAAAGGGGAUCAAAAUAUAUUUCCACCUACUGGCCUGAGGAAAUGGCAAGGGUACAGGUGUCCAGGGCCUUGAGUGGAAAAAGCUGCCCUAAGGAACCUGAAACUCAGGCUUGCACAUUAGGCAGGAAGGCUGAAGAAAUAGGGAGAAACUACUGGAAGGGCAGUCUUCAACCCAGGACGCAAUGGACUUAAACAAACAACCCUGUCACUUCUGAAGAUGAACUCAUGAUAAAAAAUUACAAAUCACGUAAGAAAACAAGUCACCAUGGGGGGGACUAGGCAGAUGCAACAAACAGGAGAAUCAGCACCCCAGAAUAUAAUAGGACAAUCUGAAAGGGACCAUAAAGUAAAUGCAAACAAAAAUGAGAUAAAAGAAGGGAGAGAGGCCAAUAUGCAGUAGCAGGAUAGUCUGAAACAGAACAGGAAGAUUAAAAAGAAAGACCCAAUAGAACUUCUAAAAAUAAAGGAUAUAGCCAUUGGAAUGAAAAAAAAAAAAAUCAAGGGAUAAGUUAAACAGCAGAUUAGACACAAUUCAAGAGAAGAUUAAUGAACUGGAAGCUACAUCUGAGAAAUCACCCAUAAGGUAGCACCGAGGGAUAAUAUUACAGAGUGGUUAAAAGUCAUUAGGAGCCUCCGAAGGAGAAAUUACACAGAGUGGGCAGGAGGCAAUACUCAAAGACAUGAUAGCUGAAACUUUUCCAUAAAGGCUUCCACAAAGACAAGCACCCAGAUCAAAGGUACCCACUAGAGCCUGAGAAGGAGAAAUAAAAACAAAUGCAUAUCUAGAUGCAUUCUGGUGGAACUGCAGAACACAAAAGGAAAACCCUAUAAACAAUCAACUUGAGACAAAAGUCAGAUGACUUAUCCAGGAACAGCAAUUAGGCUCUGCGAAGACUUUUCGUUGGCUACAGUAAAUGUCAGAAGACAAUGAAAUAAACUGUUCAUCAUGCAGAGGAGAAAUGAUUGUCAACCAAGAAGCCUAUACCUCACUGAAUCAUUAUUCAGGAAUGAAGGCAAAAACACCUACUUUUUUCAGGAAACAAAGGCUGGGAAGAGUUUCCCACCCACAUGCUCUCGUUGAAGGGAUGGCUUCAGUAAGAAGGAAGUUCAGACCAGAACGAAGGCAGAGUAUGUACUAAAUUAUGGUCAGGAAAGCGAUCAGUAAACAUAUUGGUGGAUCUAAAGAAGCAUUAACUGUAAAAAAAAAAAAAAAGUUAAUUUGGAGGAUUUUAAAAAUAAAGGGACUAAAAUAAUAGACGAAAUAAAACGGAAGAUGGGAGGGGAUACUUUAGACAUGCUGAAAUCUUUUUCUCGUCUUUCCUAGAGGAGGAUAGAUUCACUGAUCAGCUUUAGAAUUUGUUAACCAUUUAAAGGUAAUCAUUAAUGUAUAGAAAGAGAGAUAGAAUGCUUUGUUCAAGAGUCAAAUCCAUAGAGGGAAAGUGAAGAAUUCUUUUUUUUUUUAAAUUUUAUUUAUUUAUUUAACAGAGAGAGAGAGCAGAGUGGCAGGCAGAGGGAGAGGGAGAAGCAGGCUUCCUGCUGAGCAGGGAGCCCGACGCGGGGAUUGAUCCCAGGACCCUGUGAUCAUGACCUGGGCCAAGGCAGACGCUUAACCGACUGAGCCACCCAGGUGCCCCAAAAUUGAAGAAUUCUCGAUUGAACCAGUAGAAGGCUACAGAAGAGGGAAAAAAGGUAAAGAAAAACAAAGUCCAUGAAAACAUUAAAACAGAAGGUAGGAAGGGGUGCUCAGCAGCUCAGCCAGUUGAGCAUCCAACUCUUGAUCUCAGCUCAGGUUUUAAUCUCAGGGUCAUGAGGAGUUCAAGCCCCGAGUUGGGCUCCACGCUGGGCAUGGAGCCUACUUUAAAAAAAAGACACACACACAAAAACAGAAGGUAGGGACAAUCCUUAAAAAAUAAGAAUUCCAAUAAUUAUGAGUAGAUUAAGUUUUUGGUUAAAGUGUCUCAUACCAGAGGAAAGUUCCAGUAUGAGACUGGUUUUCCUGUAACUGACAGAGAUCCCAAAUAACAAUGCUUUAAAAGGACAGAAGUUUAUUAAGUGAAAUCCAGCUGUAUGGUCUUCAGGGACCCAAGCUCCUGUUAGCCACCCUGCCAUUCCUGGGGUAUGCCCAAGUUUGUUCAUUUUCCAGGUGGCAGGUUUGGAGGAAGGAACAAAGGACAAAGGCGGACAAAGGAUGUGAACCACUCAUACCCCAUUAGGUAGGGCUCCUCACCUGGUACACGUAGCUGCAAAGGAUGCUGGGAAAUGCGGUCUUUAUUUGGGGCGGCCACAUGCCCAGCUAAAGACCAGAGGUCCUUCUACUGUAAGGGCAGAGAGCAGACACCAAAGGGCAGAUACUAGGCUCUUCCCCACAGCUGAGUGCAGGAUCUAAGAGCAUAACAAGAAUCGAAAGGCUGAAAGUGAUGACUUGGAAAACAGAUUUACUAGGAGAAAAUGAACCAAAGGAAGCUCAUAUAAAUACAGGCUUAGCAGACAGAAAUGGGCUACGAGGCAAAAAGCAUUAGGGAUAAAAUGAAUCACAAUUCACUGAGGAAAUCUAAUGUUCCUCGUCUGGACACAACUAACGAUAUAUUUUUCUUUUUUCUUUUUUUAAAAAAUUAUUUAUUUGAGAGAGAGAGAGUGAGAGAGAGAGCACGAGAGGGGGGAGGGUCCGAGGGAGAAGCAGACUCCCCGCUGAGCAGGGAGCCCGAUGCGGGGCUCGAUCCCUGGACUCCAGGAUCAUGAUCUGAGCUGAAGGCAGUCGCUCAACCAACUGAGCCAUCCAGGCGCCCCUCGAUGUAUUUUUCAAUGAAGAAAGAAGUUACAUUUAGAGUUUAGAUAUUCAUUAUUCCCUGAGGAUAGUGUUAGUGUCAAUCCAGUUUGGAUUACAUAAAUUAACCAGCAAAAAUCAAGCACAUUGGGGCGCCUGGGUGGCUCAGUUGGUUAAGCGACUGCCUUCAGCUCAGGUCAUGAUCCUGGAGUCCCGGGAUCGAGUCCCGCAUCGGGCUCCCUGCUCGGCAGGGAGUCUGCUUCUCCCUCUGACCCUUCCCCCUCUCAUGCUCUCUAUCUCAUUCUCUCUCAAAUAAAUAAAUAAAAUCUAUAAAAAAAAAAAAUCAAGCACAUUGGUCAUGUUGAAACUUUAAAUGUGAUUCAGUGUUCUGUCAAUGUGUUCACAUAGACCAGGGAUUGGUCAACUUUUUCUGUAAGAGGCCAGACUGUAGAUUUUAGGCUUGGAGGACCAUAUGGUUUCUGUCAUGACUGCUCAGCUCUGUAUCCCCAAGCAGCCAUGGCCAACACAGAAACCCAUAGGUGUGGCUGGGCUGGAAAUUUAGUAAUUAAUUGACUAAGCUUGAUUCACUGACACUGAACUUUGAAUUUUAUCAACUUUUAUGUGUCAUGAAAUUGUAUUAUUCUUUUACUUUCCCCCCCAACCAUUACUAAAAUGUAAAAACCACUUUUAGCUUGGGGACCAUAUUGUGUCUGUGGACUCUCACUUGCUGACACCUGCUGUAGUCUUAUAAUACGGAGACUCACAACCUCCGCAAUAACUUCCUGUUUAGUUAAGAUCGUGGAACGACAAAAAGUUAUGAGCAUAGUAGCAACUCUGUAUUAAUCGCCUAUUUGCUCACAAUGAAUGGUUUCCAUAAUUUUCCUUUUUCCCUGUGUUUGUUCUGAUUAUAUUCAUUGAAAUGUAAUUUUAUGUCUGAUUAGUCUGGUAAUACAGAUUGUGGGCUUAUAUUCUA